UUCCAGUGUUUGUGUGGAGUGAUUGUUAGCAGACAGAACAGUGAGGGAGGCUUUCAGGCGUCUGUUAAGUUAACAAAGCACAGUCCUCUCCUUAUGUAGCUCUUAUUGUAUGAAUGAGUUAGUGUCACAGAGAGAACGUCAGCUGGACGAGACUCAACUGUUGUUUAUGCGUUUGUGAGUGAGGGAGUGGGACGGAUAUAAAGGGAGGAGAGAUAGCCAAGCGGAGAGGUGCUUCUAUUUGUUUUAAUUUUCCUGUAACGAUCGAGGAGCAACAGAAACACAGAUCGGCUGUCAGUCUCAGUGCACACACUGCAGAGAGGAGGACUCCUGUGGACGCACACGCACGUGUUCGCACCUGUUGAGCGGAUCUGUUCACGUCCUGCAGUCAUGUCUGUCUCCACGGGUGUGUGAGGGGCUGCUCGUGUCUAUCAGGGGUCUUCCUAUCUUACAGGGGAGAGAUGUCAUCGCUCUAUUCACGCAGCAAGGACCUUUCCUCUCGCUCCAGAAAGUCCCUGUCGGACUCGCCGCCCUCCUCCCCGUCCCCCAGCACCAAAACAUUCAGACAAGACCGGGUGUCAAGCAGGUCAGACCCUAGUGGUGUGGAGUCUCCAUCAGACAGACUGUCAGCCCGGACCAGCACAUACACACGCAGAGAGAACAGACUCGCCUCUCUGAGCAAAACAGAGGACGACUCGGCCAGCAAGGACUAUAAGAAGCUGUAUGAGGACGCACUGACUGAGAAUGAGAAGCUGAAGUCUCGACUGCAGGACAGCAAACAGGAGCUCACAAAAAUCCGCUCACAGCUUGACAGAGUCACACAGAAGCAGGACAGAAUAUCAGAGAGGUCCUCUGUAUUUGAAUCAGAGAAAAGGGAAAAAGAAGCUUUGGAGAAGAGGGUUACAGACAUGGAAGAAGAAUUAAAGCAGACACCUUCAGUGAGGUUUCGCUACCAGCCCUGAGUUCAUCCUCAGCUGGACUGGGUGAAAGGGGGCAGAUGGUUUUGACAGAACUCAAGUCUGAUAACCAGCGGCUAAAAGAUGAGAAUGGAGCCUUAAUCAGAGUCAUCAGCAAACUUUCCAAGUGAGGACAGCCGGUUAAAGAAGAGGAGAAAUACUGAACAGAAAGAGACCAAAUCUGAGAAUUUCACAAUGACUUCACAUUGAUCUGCUCUUGGUGCAGCAGCUCAAGGGUUAAAGAGUUUGGCUAACCAAAAGUUUCAAAUUUUGUCAUAAUUUACUUAUGUUGUUACAAACUGUUAUCACUUUCUUUCUUCUCUGGAACACAAAAGAAUUGUUCAUACAAUUCAUACAGUGAAAGUCAGUCAUCACCAAAACUGUUGUGUUCAAGAGAAGAAAGCAAGUAUCCACUUUCUUAAAAAAUAUGGUGAUAGCCUGAUUUAGAUAAUUUCUAUCUGGUUUAGGUGGUUGACUGAUGGGACAACCAGCUAGUGGAGCUGAGGUCAACCAACAUAACCGACCAUUUUUCUGCUGACGAAGGCCAGACUGAGUUGGUUAAGUGUUCAAAAACAUUGAACUAGUUAACUGGUUUUGCCACCUUAAGUUGGGCUGACUUGUAGUUUGCAGUAGGGUACUCCAAUCACACUGUAAGAACAGUGUUUGGUUGAAUGUCCAUAAUAGUCCAAGCUGGUUUAAAGGUGCUAAAAAUAAAGGUUCUUUAUUGACAUCAGUGGUUAUACAGUAUAUGUUAAGAACUGUUCACUUAAAGGUUCUUUGGGGAAACCCAAAAUGGUUCUUCUUUGAUAGGAAACCCCCUUUUUGGAAACAGAUUGCCACUAGUCUCCAUGUGGAACCAGCACAAACAUUCUCUUAAACCAGCAAAAUUUUGUUUGUGAGGCUGGUCAAGGUUUCUGAUGAAGCUGGCUGACUAGAAGACUCUUGCUUGUCAAGAAGCCUUGUGGGAACAACAGUACAUUUCGGAUAAACAGCCAAACCACAGCAUUGGUCACUAACUGUUCUGGUCUUUUCAGCAGGGAAAAGCUGAACAAACUGCCAUUCCCUUAAACGGUAUUUGAUCAUCAGUCAAAUCGAAUUAUUCUGAAAGCGGUCGUUUGGUUCAGUAUGAUCUUCAGAUGCUCUGCCAAAACAUUCUAAAAGGAAUGUUCCCACUGAGAGAUGAUGUCACUCUCCUCCUGUCAACCCAUUUGUCCUGCUUGCUUUUACAUUUGUAGAGUUUAUAUAUGACCUGAUGGGCUGAAGAAUGGAUAUGUCGAACCAGUCAAAUGUUUUAUAUUUAUUUGUGCCUUUUGUUUGUAAUUACGUGUAACUAUAUGGAUGAAACCGAAACACAUCACACAUAUGCCAUUUCAGAUGCUUUGUUUUUCAUAGUCCACAGUUUUUAACCUGUAAUCUUGAAACAAUGCUCACAGCACUUUGUGAUUUUUGUUGUUUGCCUGAGUAUUAAAAACACACUGUAAAAUACAAAA
Messenger RNA from Carassius auratus (goldfish), 2443 nucleotides. RefSeq names its product protein phosphatase 1 regulatory subunit 12B-like. The record is from RefSeq and is a predicted model, not a curated record. Bases 459 to 959 code for a protein of 166 amino acids. Gene Ontology annotation, cellular component: A band; cytoplasm; Z disc. Gene Ontology annotation, molecular function: phosphatase regulator activity; protein kinase binding; enzyme inhibitor activity. NCBI's taxonomy places the organism in Eukaryota, Metazoa, Chordata, Actinopteri, Cypriniformes, Cyprinidae. The transcript is spliced from 8 exons.